AUGGUUCAGUCUGUUUCAUUGAUUGUGGAACAUACACGGAUUGUUGCUGAGGUGGCGAAGGAACGACCAGCCAGGGUGCAGAAUGAGGCGUUAAAUAUGGAGCAUGGGUUGGGGGGCAGGCGGGUAACUGAAUGGGACUCAACCAAGGACACCGGUGAUACUUGGGACCGGAGUGGUGAGACUGGCGAUGAUGCAGAGAAGGAAACUGGUGAUGAUAAGACUGCACGUAGCAUAUACACAUGUGGAGCUGUCUUCACAUACAUGCUCCUCCGAAGGGAUUCUCCUGGAAUGAUACAUUCUGUCAUUGGACAUUACAGACCUGGAAUGAUGAGCAUAAUGAAUGAGGAGCAGAUGGAGAACGGAACGGACUCCGACGACGACCUUCAACCCGAGGAGAUUCCCGCGUAUCUGAAAGACAGGAGAAGAGCCAAGUCCUUACCUGCGUAUCCAGACCAGGCGAAUCUGUACCAUCAGAUCUCCCAGAGCUGCAGGAAACGCGUGAAGUUCGCGGACGCGCUCGGGUUAAAUCUGGCGAGCGUCAAACACUUCAGCACGAGCGAGGAUCCUGAGAUUCCGGCCAAGGUGUUUAACAGGCUGAAGAGUUUCCCCCUUCAUAAGGACCGAGAGUUCAUGGAUGACUUGUGCAUGAACAUCAAGUCCACUCUGACACUGGACCACCUGGUCCCGACGUUCAAGAUGCCCGUGGAGUCCGGAGACUUGGAGACGCGGCUCACGCGCUGUCGCGUCGCGCUGGAAAGCGUCACGGUCACACAGUUUGAUGUCCGUGGGAUCAUACGGGCGAUGGGAAGGAGAGAAGUCGGGGUCAGGUAUACUUUCAACGACUGGCUGUCGUUCGUGGAUGCGCAAGCCAUCAACGUGCCCACCGAGGACACGACGCACGGAGCGCGCUUCUCCUUCACCAUGUUCACGCCUCCUUUCUUAGAUCCGAGCGCUUCUGUGCACUUCGCCGUGUACAUGAGGGAUGGUAAAUCUGAGUUCUGGGACAACAACGAUGGGCUGAACUAUUCCCUGAAGUACCACAGCUCGUCAUCCAUUGAGACCGCAGCUUUCCACGCGAUAUGAAGUGAUGCGCUUUUACGCACGGGCACGCUGCGCCAAAUUUUGACCUCACAACUGACUAAAACGAAGGACUGAUAUUACAAAACAUACAUGAAUGUGCUCUCAAGGGGAUAUCAACGCUCAAGGUUAAACUUUAGAGUGGACUGACAUUUCAAGUCAAGUCACCUUUAUUUCAACAGCGCUUUUUAC
Rhinichthys klamathensis goyatoka is the source of this 1269-nucleotide messenger RNA. RefSeq names its product protein phosphatase 1 regulatory subunit 3G (gene ppp1r3g). Gene Ontology annotation, molecular function: protein phosphatase 1 binding; glycogen binding. Bases 1 to 1083 code for a protein of 360 amino acids. Gene Ontology annotation, biological process: regulation of glycogen biosynthetic process. The record is from RefSeq and is a predicted model, not a curated record. The transcript is spliced from 3 exons. Lineage: Eukaryota; Metazoa; Chordata; Actinopteri; Cypriniformes; Leuciscidae. Gene Ontology annotation, cellular component: protein phosphatase type 1 complex.